CCCACACAUUCGCGACAGAUUCAGACUUGCUCAAUGCUCAGAUCUACAGAAAAUGUAAGAUGCAGCAAGCGCCUGACCUAUUAAUGACGACCGAACCAAGCGAUCCCGGGCAGUCCUCCCUACUUGUGCGGAACGUACCGUUAGAUGAACUACCAGUCGGGAAGGACAUCACGGAUUUCUUCGUUCGAUUCGGUGCAAAAGACGUUCGGGUCUUAAGAGGAGGGAAAAUGCGCAACUGUGCAUUUGUUCGCUUCCCUUCGUCCGCUGAAGCUUCUGCCGCCUCGAGCAGGUUGCGAAGAAUAUCGCUCUUUGGUCGGAAGCUCAAAGUGGAAUAUGCACAAGCAUUGGAUGGAUCGGCUCAGGAGGAAGCCAAGUGUGCAUCAUCAAACACUGCUCCAGCACCGGUGACCAUCGCACCACAGCUCGGGAUUAACUGGUCUUCUUCCCCCAAUCUGGUUUAUCGCUACCCAUCUCCUACUCCCGACAUCCUCAGGAACAUCAUGCGUUCCAUUGCUGCAGUGCCUAAACUUUAUACGCAAGUUCUGCAUUUGAUGAAUAAAAUGAACUUACCACCGCCGUUUGAACACGUGGCUAAAGAGUCUUCCAAGAAACUUGGACAUUCGCAGCAAUACCUGCGUGUAAGUACGAUACAAGGCAAGAAGCGACCUCGUGAUGAGCUUCUAGCAAGCGAUGAAUCUGAACUAGAUUCUGAAGAGGACGUCAGACCGAUCAAAAUCAAAAGAUCAGCUAUGGAAGGUCCUGCUCUCCAGCAGCAUAUGAAGCACGCUCCUUCCAUGGAACUGGUCACACCUACACCGCCAAUACUCCCAGUAGCGCACCGGGUCCCCUUCCAAAGCUCCGUCACAGUUGGAGCAAGUGCUCAUCAAUGGAACUUCUCCGUUCAGCCUCUCCCACCAGGAAUGACGCGUUCCGCACUACCUGUGCCGUUACUGGCCAAUUCCGGUCCGAAAAUUUACAGUCCCCGUCGACCUGUCCCCCCACCUCUCCUGAAUUCGCCCCCCGGCCCACCGCUCACCUUCAAUCGACACCCGGUAACAAUGUCGUCCGCGAUGGUACUUCGUCCCCCUUCCCACCGAAGCCCCCCAGUUACCGAAUCCGCCAACAGAGAGAGUGUCCCUGCAUCAAAAGGGAACGAAAUGCCUACGGUGCACCAAGAUGUUAUCUCCUUGGUGGAGCUGCAAACGCAUCGCCUGUCCAUUACGGAUCUUAUGAAGAUCCCAUCUUUUUCCAAGUAUACACGUGGUGAUCCCUCACCUGUACUUUACGUUAAAAAUCUUAACCACAAGAAAGUGUCGGAAGCGGAUUUGCGACGAAUAUUUGGUCGAUUUCAUACGUCGCAAGAUAUUGAAAGUCUGGACAUCAAGCUUAUGAAAGAGGGAAGAAUGAAGGGGCAGGCUUUCGUCCGCUAUACCAGUACCGACGCUGCGACUGAAGCCUUAGACAGCAUACAUGGCUUCGUUUUGCACGACAAACCGAUGGUCAUUCAAUACGGGCGGUCCGGAAUAACUGAACACCACAGUCGAUGACUUGCCGUCGUUUAGAAUGUACAUACGAGUCAGCUCGGCUCAAAAGUUAAAUUAUUUAUGUUUUGCGAUGUCCAUGUAAACAACGUGUCAAUACCCGACGACGCAUCUCGCCGCCUUGGCCAGAUCUCUCCAUACACAUAUCUGGCUGAACC
Molecule: messenger RNA, 1699 nt
Organism: Spizellomyces punctatus DAOM BR117
Lineage: Eukaryota; Fungi; Chytridiomycota; Chytridiomycetes; Spizellomycetales; Spizellomycetaceae
Exons: 8
Coding region: 60-1547 (495 amino acids)
Biological process (GO): mRNA splicing, via spliceosome
Cellular component (GO): U12-type spliceosomal complex
Molecular function (GO): pre-mRNA intronic binding; U12 snRNA binding
Source: RefSeq, a predicted model, not a curated record